Messenger RNA from Carcharodon carcharias (great white shark), 1392 nucleotides. RefSeq names its product probable tRNA methyltransferase 9B. The coding region runs from base 1 to 1392 and encodes 463 amino acids. The record is from RefSeq and is a predicted model, not a curated record. Lineage: Eukaryota; Metazoa; Chordata; Chondrichthyes; Lamniformes; Lamnidae. Gene Ontology annotation, cellular component: nucleus; cytoplasm. Gene Ontology annotation, biological process: tRNA wobble uridine modification. The transcript has 3 exons. Gene Ontology annotation, molecular function: S-adenosylmethionine-dependent methyltransferase activity; tRNA binding.
AUGGAAUUAGAGGCCAUUCAGUUGGAAGAAGCACAUGUUCAUAAUGUAUAUAAGCAAACAGCACCAUACUUCAUCGAGCUCCGUAGCAAAGCAUGGCCUAGUGUCCGACAGUUCCUCAUGGACCAACAACCAGGUAGCCUCAUUGCUGAUGUUGGUUGUGGGAUUGGAAAAUAUCUCAGUGUAAACAGCCAAGUUUAUAAACUUGGCAGUGAUUAUUGCAGCCCCUUGGUGGAGAUUGCCAAAAGGCAUGGACAUGAAGUCAUGGUGUGUGACAACCUGAUUCUCCCCUACAGGGAUCAGUGUUUUAAUGCUGUCAUCUCUAUUGGAGUGAUUCACCACUUCUCGACGAAAGGCAGACGUGUCCGAGCAAUAAGAGAAAUGACAAGGACUUUGCGCCGUGGAGGACAAAUGAUGAUUUAUGUGUGGGCAAUGGAGCAAAAAUACCGUCGCUUUGAAAAACAGGACAUCUUUGUUCCUUGGAACCGAUUGCUAUGUUCCAGACCAUCAUCAGAGUCUGGCCAAAGCAACAACAAACCCAUAGUUGCAAACACAGUCAAAGCACAAGAUAAAGACCAAAUGAAAACAGCUCCAAGUGAAGCCAGUGAGAUGUUGUCUCUCAGGCAGGAUCAAUGCACAAUACUUUCAUACAGAACCGACAAUUGCACCUUAUUAGAGAACUGCUGCUCCAGGAUGUCCGAAGAUCAAGAGUAUCGAUUUUACAAGAAUCUGGGAAAAUCGCUUUGUUCAUGGUUCUUCUCCAAAUCACUCGAUGAGGCUGCAAUGCAGACACACAUUGAUCACCUUAAGUCAAUGAGGGAUUCACCAGAGCUAAUGAACACAUGGAGAAGCAACACAGAUCCCACACAGCAUUUGGGGAAAUUGAGGAUAUCUUCUAGGCACUGCAGUUUGGAUGGAAAUUGCCCACCAUUAGUGAAGAGAGACAGUUUUGAAGAUGAUGAGGUAUUUGCUGAAAAUCCAAAGAAUAAAGAAGUGCAGUGGUUAGAUACCAGAAGCACUUUGAAAGAAAAAAGAGGACAUCAAAGUGAAUGUCGUGAACACACAGGCCUCAAUCCUUAUGAGGCUAACUCCAUAGAAGGCAGACAGAUUUUUCAGAAAAAUGAAGAAGCACAGAAAUCUGAGGGAAGUGCAACUAGGGCUUUUAAAAGGACUUCCAUAACAGAAUCAACAGACUCUGUGAUUGACAGUAUGAGAGCUGUGGCUUUGGACGAUAAGCAGGAGGAAAUUGCAGAUGCUACAGAAUUCAUGAGAUAUUAUCAUGUCUUCAGGGAAGGAGAAUUGACUCAGCUGAUUGAAGAGCAUGUACAGGAGCUUCAUAUCCUCAGUUCCUGUUAUGAUCAUGGCAAUUGGUGUGUUAUAGCAGAAAAAGAAUGA